UAACUGCCUGGUGUUUAAUAAGGAGGGCUGUUAAAAUGUUUUUUUUUCCGCUAAUUUUUCUGUGAAGCAAGACAUUAGGCCACACCAGAGGAAGUGGUUAUAAACCAAUGAUAGAAAUACGUCUACCUCAGCAUUUUGAAGUGUCAGUCUUCUGUUGAGCUGUGACUCCGUGAGCGUUUAAUCCGUUUGAAAGCAGACGAACUUGAAGAACUUCCAACAAGUGAGGAGAUCACUGGUGAAGAUGGCCUUGGCGUCUGUCAUCACUUUCUUCCUGCUCUGCUGCUCCGCCAUUGGCUCCCAAGGUUGUGACCAGUUUGUUGCAGUGGGUGGAAACUUCACUGUUCCUCUGGGAUACCAACUAAAACCUGCUGAUUCUCUGAAGUGGAGAUUUAAUGGCAUCAUAAUAUUUCAUAAAAGACCAGUAACAUUAAUUCUAGGUAAAAAUGAUGAUAUUAAUGAUGAUGGGUCCCUCAAACUAACAAAUCUGAAGAAGAACCAAGCAGGACUUUACACCGCUGAGGUUCAUGGUAAAAACAGAAUGCAACAGGACACAAAGAGCACAAAUUUAUGUACACUGGACCCCGUGAAGAAGCCCACAGUAAAUAUAACCUGUCUGGCCUCAGAGGUCGUCUUUACCUGCAGUCAUGAUCCGCAACCUGAUGGUAUAAACCAACAUGAUGUCAUACAGUACAAGUGGCUCCAGGAUGGCGAAGUCAUCGUCGACGAAACUGAAACGUCUCUGACAAGAAGCUCUGCAGAAAGCAGAGACAUGAAUUUCUCCUGUGAAGUUUACAACCAGGCCAGUUCUGAAAAAAGUGACUCUUUUACUCAUGGCUGUGUCUCCAAUGAGGCGGAGCUUGAGUAACAAGCAGGACAUUCUUCAUCACCAUCAUCACCUGCAGAGCCUCUGAAGCUGCAGCUCUUUACAAACAUUUCCCUGAUAUUUUAUGCAGUUACUUUUUAAUCUGUAUGACUUGAGUCAAACGUUUCCUGUAGUUUGCUGAACUUUUGACCCGUUCCUCCUGACAGAGCUGGUGAAACACUUACUAAUUCAAAGAUAACUUUUCUUAUUUUUCUGGCAUUUAGCAAAGUGUAAAGUGUUUUUGGUAAUCAUAUGUAAAUCUCUGGGUUCAAUCUAUGUAUAUGUUUAUAUAUACAUGUAUAUUCUGUGAAGGCCCCAGCUUCUUUAGCAGUGGCAUUUGUAUCUUGUUCUGCUAAUGAACAGACAGAAGUCUUCUUUAUCAUUGUUUUAAGUCAACAUUUUUAUGUUAUGAAUAUUUUUAAUUCAUUGAAGGCAAUGUUAUAAGUUUCUGUUGGAUUUUCUGUUUCUCUUUUAGCUGCAAACUUUGAUCAUCAAACUAAUAAUCACUUUGUGUUUACAACCUGCCAUGUGAAAUAUUCCGUUUUUAUUCUUAAUUAUUCAAACGAGUUUCACAACGAUGAUGAUGAAUUGACGUCUCUGUGGGUUUUUUUUUUUCCUCUGGUAGUUUUUGUUGUUAUCUUGUGUCGCAAUAAAUAAAACCAAACAUAAACUUGUA
Poecilia latipinna (sailfin molly) is the source of this 1538-nucleotide messenger RNA. RefSeq lists its product as uncharacterized. NCBI's taxonomy places the organism in Eukaryota, Metazoa, Chordata, Actinopteri, Cyprinodontiformes, Poeciliidae. The record is from RefSeq and is a predicted model, not a curated record. Gene Ontology annotation, cellular component: membrane. The coding region runs from base 242 to 865 and encodes 207 amino acids. The transcript has 5 exons.